Molecule: messenger RNA, 7248 nt
Organism: Temnothorax curvispinosus
Lineage: Eukaryota; Metazoa; Arthropoda; Insecta; Hymenoptera; Formicidae
Product: protein grainyhead
Exons: 12
Coding region: 239-2965 (908 amino acids)
Biological process (GO): regulation of transcription by RNA polymerase II
Cellular component (GO): nucleus
Molecular function (GO): DNA-binding transcription activator activity, RNA polymerase II-specific; RNA polymerase II cis-regulatory region sequence-specific DNA binding
Source: RefSeq, a predicted model, not a curated record
CAGUCGCAGCGAGGAGGAUACCAACGGUACCGUCGUCAGCGACGACGCGCAGCAGCAGCAGCAACAGCAACAGCAACAGAGUUACGUGUCCGGGCAGCGUGAACCGGAAGAGGAGGAGGACCUGGGAGCGGAGGAGGCGGCGGCCCAGGCAGCGGCGCAGACCCUGCAGAGCGGCGCCGAGGGCGCCGAUCCGGAAGUUCACAAGAGGGUCGCCGCGGUGCAGGUGCAGGUUCAGGGUAUGGAGGGUGACUGGCGCGCCUACUGCGAGCAUCCGCUCUCCGUAGCGACCGCGGCUAUGCUAAACCUUCAGCAGCAGCAUCAGUCGGCGGUGGCUAACCAUAGCGAUGAUCCCGCCGCGUCCUAUGUCUACGAAUACUACAAGCUGCCCGAAAAAACGGCAGAUGUCAAACUGCCGCCCACGCACGAACUCUGGUCCACGGGUGUGAUGGGCCAGAAGCUGCUGGUGCAGGAGGCGCCUGGCUCCGGUUCCGCCUCGACGAAUCGCAUGGAAGGCGGCGAAGGUGCCGGAGGGGGGGAGCUACACCACUUCCUCCAGUACAACCAGCAGUCCCACAGUCCCAGCCAGAGCCUGCAGGGUGGCCUUCCGCUUCCGUUGAGCCCGCAGCCCCUGCGACACGACGGUGCCUCGAGCGCUGGCAUCGUCGGGGUCAAGAGGGAACCGGAGGAUCUCAGCUCGUCGCGCGGGGGCCAGCAAUCCAGCAAACGGCACAAACAAGCACAGCCGGAGAGUCCCACACCGCCGGGAAUGUACCAUCAUCAUCAGCAUCAGUUGCAGGUGCAGCAGUACGGCAGCCCUUACGACCCCUACACGUCCUGCAGUCCGAGGCUGCAGUCGGCUGCGUACACGUCCACAUCAGGGACCGGGACCGGAAAUGGAACGGCGAAUCCGGGUAGCGGGCUCCAUCAGGAGGCGACGACGGUCUACGUCGCCGGCGACGCGCUACCACCGCUCGCGUCGUCGAGCUCCACAUCCUCGCUAUCGACCACGACCGCUUCGUACACGAGGUACGAGGUUGUGCCGAGCUCAUACGCUACGACACACGCGAUACGCUCGUCGUCGAGCAGCAGCAAAGUCCUGACCGUUGAUCUUCCCAGCCCCGACUCUGGAAUAGGCGCGGACGCAGUGACGCCCAGGCAAGACCAUCAUCCGACCACGGCUCUUCAUCAGUCCUCAUUCGACUACACAGAAUUAUGCCCCGGUGGGACUACAGCUGGAACGGCGGUGGUCCUCGAGAGUGGCGCGGUAAUACAUCAACCUCUGCAACUGCAACUGCAGCAGAGCCAUGCACAAGCGCAGGUGCAACGCAGUAGUCUGGUGGCGGGUGCGACAAAUCCGAAUCCAACUCCGAAUCCGCAGAGAUCGCGGCCUUGGCACGAUUUCGGCAGGCAGAACGACGCUGAUAAGAUCCAGAUACCGAAAAUUUUCUCGAAUUACGGAUUUAAGUAUCACCUGGAGUCGCCGAUCAGCACGUCGCAGCGCCGCGAGGACGACAGAAUAACGUACAUCAACAAGGGCCAAUUCUACGGGAUCACGUUGGAAUAUGUGUCCGAUCCGGACAAGCCGCUCCUCAAGGCAGGGCAGACAGUCAAGAGCGUGGUAAUGUUGAUGUUCCGGGAGGAGAAGAGUCCGGAGGACGAAAUCAAAUCCUGGCAGUUUUGGCACGGCAGACAGCAUUCCGUCAAACAACGGAUUCUCGAUGCUGACACAAAGAAUAGCGUCGGCCUGGUGGGCUGCAUAGAGGAAGUCGCGCACAAUGCGAUUGCCGUUUACUGGAACCCACUCGAAUCGUCGGCGAAGAUAAACGUGGCGGUGCAGUGUCUCAGUACCGAUUUCUCGAGUCAGAAAGGCGUGAAGGGUUUGCCGCUGCAUAUCCAAGUCGACACGUACGAGGAACCGCCGCCUCACGCGCACACAUACACGCCGCCUUCCCAUCGCGGCUACUGUCAAAUUAAGGUCUUCUGCGAUAAGGGAGCAGAGAGAAAGACGCGGGACGAGGAGAGACGCGCGGCUAAGAGGAAGAUGACGGCGACCGGCAGAAAAAAGCUCGACGAGCUUUAUCACCCCGUCACGGAGCGUAGCGAGUUUUACUCCAUGGUCGAUCUGCACAAACCGCCUGUGUUGUUCUCCCCGCCGGCCGAGCAUGCCAUCGAUAAGUUCUCGACGAUGGAGUUGUCGGGCUUCUACGGUGGUGGCGGCGGCGGGGGCGGGGGGGACACCGACACCUCGUCUCUCAGUAACGGUGAAGGUGGAGGAUUAAAGGCGGCGGGGGGUAGCAGCCCCUAUCCGGCGGCAUGCGGCCGGCCAAGUCUGCCGGCCCUCAAGUUCCACAACCACUUUCCGCCCGACAAUCUCAGUAGCCUGCACGACAAGAAGGACUCGUUGCUGAUGCAGGUGCAGGAGCUGCAGGGCUCGGUGCUGCAGGGGGUGCAACAGGCCGGCCUGACGGGCGCGGUGGUGUCCAGCGUCGGUAAUCGGCUGCACCUGCAACAGCAGCCGCCGCAUCUGCGCCCGACGGACGCCGAGGAGCGCGUCAUGCUUUACGUGCGUCAGGAAUCGGAAGACAUCUACACGCCAUUGCACGUCACCCCGCCGACGGUUCAAGGGCUGCUCAACGCUAUUGAGUCAAAGUACAAAAUUGCAUCCUCGAGUAUUAAUAACCUCUAUCGCAAAAACACAAAGGGAAUUACAGCGAAAAUUGACGACGACAUGAUUCGAUAUUACGUCGACGAGGACCUGUUCCUGUUGGAGGUGAGUCACUCGCGGAUCAAUCCGGAUAGCGAGCGCAAUCCGAACAAUCCGGGCUCGCCGGGCGAUCCUGGCGAUCCGGGUGAUCCUCCCGCCGGAUACGAUGUCACUCUCAUCGAACUACCGCAUCUACCGCACUCACCCCUCGCCAAUUCCACGCAUGCACACGUGCACGUUCACGACAACAGUAACACGUGAACCCGAACGAGAAGCAUUUGUGUAAAUACGCUAUGUAAGCUUGACGAAGACUGAUAAUUCGGGACAAUGAAGGAUCAGCAACAUCUUGCAUCGAAUAAUGAUGAUUGCUAAAUCGGCAACGAAUGUUCUCGCGCCACGUUGAAGAUUAUUGUAUAGUUUAGUCGAUGAUGGUGCCAAGGAUGUUCAUCGAGAGAGCAUACAAGUAGCAACGUGUUAAUUAUCAUUCAGUAAGGACAAUCAAGAAGAAGAAAGAAGAGGAUAUCAGAAGAAUAAGCAAAUUUUCAACGUGAUAGUUGAAGAAGAAUCGGCAUCUGUUGGAUUCUGACCGUAUGAUCGUAGUAUAAUAUCACAGUCGAAGCCUGUAUCUUAGCAGACAAAUAUUUUGUAAUAUUUCUUGACGCAUGUUAGAGUUUUGGUGAACGUUUCGCCUAAUAAUUAUCGUUUCUAUGAGACUUCAACCCUUUCAUGUUUCGCGGAACAUAUAUAUUUUUAGAACAUUUAAAAAAUCAUAUCUCCUAAGUAUGAAAUAUACCUAAAACGUCAUUGUGAACUCGAGAGCAACUCAAUAGCGCAGAACGAAGCUACGCGAUAUAAAUCCAAUUGAUAAAAUAUCGAAAGUGUUGAAACGGUUGAUCCGCGACAUUACCACGCGAUAAUUGUCCAUUUUUAGUUGCAAUUUACGUUUCGUCAAUUCGGGCAGAAGGAAGGGGACCGGACAAGACAUUCUCUUAUCAACACCCCGCAAUCACGGUCCAACGUCAUCAACCUCGGCGACGAUGAUAACGCAUGGCUUUCUGCUGAGAUUUGAAUUGGCACGCGCGAAUAUAUCGAGGAUACGCGCACUAAUACCAAUCGUGUGCGGCCGCGAGUAGUUUUUAGUCAAUGUAAAUAUGGCCUCGCGACACAUAGUACGGCGCUCCGAGAAGUCGAGAAAACUCCGACAAAGUCAAAUAGUUAUUAUGAAGCUCAUCAGAUCGAAAUUUGUAUUUCAAAUAACAUAUCUCCGGUAGAUAUUCAGUCAUUAAGGAGCUCAAUUAGAACUUAUUUUAAAGAAAAUUGUUUAAGUUGUAAUAAAAAAAGAUAAAAUAUGUAAUGUAACUAUAAGUGAAAUAGGUUUCCGAAACGGAUCACUCCUUCAUUCAUAACUUUCGAUUGUCCAAUCAACUUUUUAUAAAAUCAAAGUAUGAGGCUCGGGAUCGAACUUGGAAUACUUAAUAGACAGUUAAACUAGAUACUUGAUUAGAUAUUUGACUAGACAGAAUGAACUUGAAAUAGUAGUAAGAUCCGAAAGUUGGAUUAAUCGUGAAAAGUACACAGCGUUACCUUUGCGUGGGAAUUAUUUCAACUGAGAAAAUAAUAUAAAUUCCGAUAAUAUACGUUUAAUAUAAUAUUUAUAUAUACAUUGCAUAUCAUAAUAUUUAUAUUAAAUAUUAUGUAUCAAUAUGAUGUUUAUAUUAUAUGUAAGAUGACAUUUUGGAGGUUCUUGUAUUUCAAUGAUAGAGGAAUAUGACGGUGCUAUUGGCUUGCGCGCUUUAGAUCAGGUCGACAACUUUUGGACUUUACUACGUAAUUCUUAUCAAUGUACAUUUUGUUAUAUUUUUUAUUUUAUUUUGUAAACUGAAUCUGCAUUGAAAAUACUUGCGACAUUGCGACUAUGAAAAACCAUGUCUCAUAAUCAGUACAAAUCAUGAAAAAUUAUUUCAGACCAUGUGUCAGUACAAACUUUUGUUAAAUUUGAAUAUAUUUUAUCUUUUAUGUUGCCUUAUGGAUAUCCGGUUAUUUCGGCUUUAUUAUAUUUGAUGUCUUUAUUGUAUUAUAUCUUAUGUCUUUAUUGUAUUUAGCAAUUUCGAAAACCUUCAAAAAUAAUUAAACUAAACAUGUUCUUUCUCUUAAAUAAGAAAGGGUUAAAUGAUCUCAUAGAUUGUCAUAGAAUAUAGAUGUAUGGGCUUCGACUCGACUGGAGUAAAUCGAAUGUGCAAGAAUGUAUGACAAAUGUCGCUGGCCGUAUGAAAAGCGACACGUUACAUAUCAUUUGUUUUCGUCCCAUGAACGAUUUAUAUUGAUGGUUGUUAGCUUAGGAUACCGAAGCGUCGUGUUGCAAAUGCGAACGCCAUGUAAAUCAAUCAAAAUUGAUUUAAGGAUCCCGGUAUGUGUUAAGCAUACGUAUAUUGUAAAUGCAUUUGAGAGAGACGCCCAUUCGUCUCUAUUAAUUUGUAUCUUAAUUUGCACGCCGACAUUUAGGCUCUCAAUUUAAGCAUGUUUAAGAAACGCGUCGCAUUACUGCCGUCGAUCUUACGAAUUGUCAUCUUCGAAAGCCGACAAAUUCGUAUAUGUAUGCACGUGUCGUCCUUUCACAUAAAUGACUCCGAAUGUUUGUGUUAGUCAAUGACAGAAGCGAACCGCUGCUUUCUCUGUUUUCGCGUCUUAUUCGAUUCUACCCAUAAUUUUUUAAACGAUAUCGAUUCCACGAGAAGUUGUAAAAUAUGCGCGAAACGCAUAAAAACAAAAAAAAAAAAUUCGAAUCUCAUCAACAACCCGUAAAACGUUAAUCGACACUUUCUUCUCAUUUGGCCCGUUGUCGCUAACGAGACUUUUAUAGCUUCACAUUUACGAGCGCCGACGUAUUUACGCGCGUGCAUGAAGACGUCGCGCGAUUUCGUAAUGCCACUGUCAGUCGCAAGCCGAUCAUCGCGCACGAAUAAACGUCGGCUUGAAGUGGAAAUCUUGCCGUGUGUAUGAAAAAAGAAAACCAUUUAAGAAAAAAUCCAUGAAGCCGCGAGCGCGGAUCUCCCUGUGCCGCAUUCUCUGCCAUGUCAUGCUCGAGAUAGCAUCGAGAAGCCACGACUUUUUCUAAGUCUUAAGACUAAUAAGAGUAAUAUAAUCACGCUAUACAUGUAUCCGUAUAAUCUCUUUACACGCGCGUAAGAACUCGGUCCAGACGUUGGAGGAUAAGAUGGCGAUUCAAUAUCUCGAAACUAAAGUGACGUUGUUCCCUGCAAGAGAAGAAAAAAAGCAUCAUACGCAUUUAUUUCUUUUAUCUCUGAGGUACAGAAUGAUAAAUGAAACUGUCUUUCUACGUCUCUGGAGUAGAAGAAAACGCCAUUAUAUGUAUAUACUUUUACAUACAAAAAUCUUCAUUACAUUUUAUAUUUCAUUCUCAUAUAAAAGUCUGUCGAGAAUAGAUUGCGCAGUGUUCGCUACAAAUUUCAUCAGCAGAGAUGCUACAGAUUUUAUUUCAGAUCUGGCGUAUACGAUGCUGUUAGCAGAACAUUGGCAGACAUAUAGAAACAAGGUGACAACAUUUUGUUUGCUAUGUUUGCCGUAUGUGCUACUGUUUGCAUAAAUGCUACAAGCUGGCAGAUUGAUGGCAAAAAUAAAAAUUUUGAUUUUUUAUUUGCUACAACAGUCUGACGCGGAUUGGUAAUAGAGACGGAGCAGAUAAUCCAGAUUAGAUGGAACCUGUUCGGUUUUUGCUGCCAAUCUGCUGUCAAGUUAUGUCAGUAGGCAUUGUCGGCAAAAUAUGAGCUCAAUACGGACACGGUUGAUACCAAUUGAUUAGCAAUCGAGCGAAUUUGUUACCAAUCUGUAUACUGCAGACAGUUUGUUUUUUACUGGGAUCAUUUUUAUUUAUAUUAUAAUUUUUAUACAUUAUUUUUAUACAUACGAGUAUACCUUGAGUGCUUCCACUUUCGAGAUAUUGAUUCGGAAUCUGUGCGAGAUAAGAACUCGUGCCGAUCGCCUACAACGAGGACCCACCAUUGCACUCGAGCAGUAAUGAGUUCACAACGUCGUCGAAACGAUGUGGAACGAAAGACAACCGAGCACGAUAUCGGUACCAAUAAUCCGUGGUUAUGUAGUUCGUAAGGUAAAAUUUGAAGUAAACGUUAAUAUGUGCCACCGACGAAAGCGAGUCGCUUGCCAGCUUAUACUGCGCAUUCGAGAUGCACGAUUGCGCGUAUAUAUAUAUAUGCCCAUCACGCGUGGAGAGACAAUACGGAUACCCAUUGAUCUGCAUACGAGUACAUAUACAGAAAUAAGACAAAUAUACACGUAUCUGUUGCCAAUUAUGUUAGAACCGUUGGAUUAGUGCAGAAUCACGGUUACGACACUUUUCUCGUUUGAUGUUAAUCAUAUUAUGUACGUCGAUACAUACCCAUAUCAAAGCAACGAUCAAAAUACGCUUGUAAAAUGCCUUAUUAUUAUUGAGUACUAUUUUUUGUUACAUUUAUUGCAAGCAGCAUGUAGAUGGAUAUUAUUAAUUUUAUGGAUUUUAUUAAAUUACG